AUAUAACAUCGAUUUGGCUUGCAGCUCUGUUGGCGGAUUUGUGCACCGCGUUACAUCAUUUAUAGAUAAAUUAUAGGCAAAAUAAACGGGAUUUGUGCAGUGCCAAGCGACAAAACAAACAAUCAGCUGUAGUUGUUAGAAAUGUGCAUGGAACGUUGACAAGUGGAACGCGAUUUCAUAACAAAGCAAAGCAACCCACAAAGGCAACAUCAACGUGAACUUGCGGGCUGCGUGUUUUGGAUCGCGUUCGCCGGAAACAUAAACAUACGAUGAGCGAAAGCACUAAUCAGUUUUGUGCCACUGAUUUUUGAGUAUUUCUCCCAAAAACAACGACAAACAGAAACCAAAAAAAAAAUUAAAUAUAAAUAAAUAAUUGUGAAAAUCAGAUCCAAGAACAAAAACAGUAACCAGAAGCCGAUAUCGAUACCGAUAACCCAAAAAAAGUCAAUACCAAAAUCAACGUGCACUUUUAUCGUUAUCAUUUUGAAGUAAUCCUUAUUUUGACUUUUUUGUUUUAAAUUUUUGCUAAGUGUGGUGCGCGUGGCCACGGGGCAAGGGGUAAGGGAUUCCUCCAUAGGCUACAUACCUUUUGUUUUGUAUCAAAAUUCUCUCUCAUUUAUCAAAUUGUAACGCAACCAUAACCAUAAUAACAAAUGGCGGCCUACCUGAAUCGCACCAUUUCACUGGUGACUGGCCAAACGGGCCCCAACGAUAACGAUAAAAACUCUACGGCCACGGACACUGUUGACGAUUCCCGUCACAAUCUAUCGCUGCAAACGUCCGCAUCAUCGACAUCGGCCAACUUCAAUACCAUGUCUGACAAUCGCAUGUAUCAAUCAAAUGAUAAAUCACCGCUUCAGAUAUUUGUGCGAGCCAAAAAGAAGAUUAACGAUAUUUAUGGUGAAAUCGAGGAAUAUGUUCUUGAAACAACAACCUUUAUCAAUGCUCUUCAUGCGGAUGCUGAAAUUGUGGACAAGGCGGAGCGGGAACUGUUUGAGAGCUAUGUGUUUAAGGUGGCCGCCAUACGUGAGGUACUGCAGCGGGAUCACAUGAAGGUCGCCUUCUUUGGCCGCACCUCCAACGGCAAGAGUUCGGUCAUCAAUGCCAUGCUCCGGGAGAAGAUCUUGCCCAGCGGCAUUGGUCAUACCACCAACUGUUUCUGCCAGGUCGAAGGCAGCGAUGGCGGCGAGGCGUAUCUCAUGAAAGAGGGCUCCGAUGAGAAGCUCAACGUGGUGAAUAUCAAACAGCUGGCGAACGCUUUGUGCCAGGAGAAGCUCUGCGAGAGCAGUCUGGUUCGCAUCUUUUGGCCACGGGAACGCUGCAGUCUAUUGCGAGAUGAUGUUGUGUUUGUGGACUCGCCGGGCGUUGAUGUCUCCGCUAAUUUGGAUGAUUGGAUUGACAAUCAUUGCCUCAAUGCCGAUGUCUUUGUGCUCGUCUUGAAUGCCGAAUCAACUAUGACGCGUGCCGAGAAGCAAUUCUUUCACACCGUCUCCCAGAAGCUAUCGAAGCCCAAUAUCUUUAUAUUAAACAAUCGCUGGGAUGCAUCGGCCAAUGAGCCGGAGUUUCAGGAAUCGGUUAAAUCGCAGCAUACGGAGCGUUGCAUCGAUUUCCUAACCAAGGAGCUGAAGGUCAGCAACGAGAAGGAGGCAGCGGAGCGUGUGUUCUUUGUGUCGGCUCGGGAGACGCUCCAGGCCCGCAUUGAGGAGUCCAAGGGUAAUCCACCACAUUUGGGCGCCAUUGCCGAGGGCUUUCAGAUCCGCUACUUUGAGUUCCAGGACUUUGAGCGCAAAUUCGAGGAGUGCAUCUCACAGAGUGCCGUCAAGACGAAAUUCCAGCAGCACAGCUCGAGGGGUAAAAGCGUGUCCGGUGAUAUGCGUUCCAUGCUGGACAAUAUCUAUGAGCGCAUCACAAUCUUUCGUAAUCUGAAACAGGAUCAAAAGAAUUUGUUAACGGAACGCAUUCAAGGCACAGAGACACAAAUGAUGCAAGUCACACGUGAAAUGAAGAUGAAAAUCCAUAAUAUGGUCGAGGAGGUGGAGGAGAAGGUGUCCAAGGCAUUGAAUGAGGAAAUCUGGCGUCUUGGCGUUCUCAUCGAUGAGUUCAACAUGCCCUUCCAUCCGGAACGGCUUGUGCUCAACAUUUACAAGAAGGAGCUCAAUGCCCAUGUGGAAAGCGGCUUGGGUAGCAAUCUCCGGGCACGUCUAUCCAUGGCAUUGGCCAUGAACGUGGAGGCGGCACAAACCGAGAUGACAGAUCGCAUGCAUGCACUGGUGCCGAACGAGCAACUGCUGAUAAAUAGCUCAAAGAUGGUGGUGCGCACUCAACCCUUUGAGAUGCUGUACUCGCUGAACUGUCAGAAUCUGUGUGCCGAUUUUCAGGAGGAUCUCGAGUUCAAGUUCAGUUGGGGCAUUGCGGCAAUGAUACAGCGAUUCACGGGCAAAGUGCGUGAACGAAGCAAAAAGCAAACACCCGCCUUGGUCAAUCGUCAGAGCAGUAUUGGGCACACUGUGGUUACACCUGUGAGCACACCCGUGGAGACGACACCCGUUUGUCUGCUGCCCACGCCGGGUGUGGGCGGCAUUACGCCGGAACAGUUGUCGAUUAUAUCAAGAUUUGCCAUGUCCUCGAUUGGUUCACAGGGCACCGUUGGCGGUCUCGUUGUCGCUGGCGUCAUGCUGAAAACCAUCGGCUGGCGUGUCCUGGUUGGCAUCGGUGCUCUCUACGGCUGCAUCUAUCUCUAUGAACGCCUGUCCUGGACUAACUCGGCCAAGGAGCGCACCUUCAAGGGACAAUAUGGGCGACAUGCCACCAAGAAGCUCAAAAUGAUUGUGGAUCUAACAUCGGCCAAUUGUAGCCACCAAGUGCAGCAAGAGUUGUCGAGCACAUUUGCCCGUCUGUGCCGCACGGUUGACACCGCCACCACCGACAUGAAUGAGGAGCUGAAGACGCUCGAGGCGCAGCUCAAUGUGCUGGAGGCGAAUCAGAAGCAAUUGAAGUUGCUGCGCAACAAGGCCAACUAUAUACAGAAUGAGCUGGAUAUCUUUGAGCACAACUAUAUAGCGCCGCAGUAGAAAUCGAGGAUGAUGAUGAAGAAGAACAACUAGAGUUGCAUCACUGAGUUGAAUUCACUGAGAUCAAGCUUUAAACAAACACACAGAGACAUAAACUCAAGACGAUAUAAACAACAAACACGACGACAACAACAACUAGAACAGCAACAACAACUCGCACUCCUCCUUUCCCCUCAACGCUACAAAUAAGAGCAAUUAUGUAAAUUGUAAUUAC
Messenger RNA from Drosophila innubila, 3285 nucleotides. RefSeq names its product transmembrane GTPase Marf (gene Marf). Gene Ontology annotation, cellular component: mitochondrial outer membrane. Gene Ontology annotation, biological process: mitochondrial fusion; mitochondrion localization. NCBI's taxonomy places the organism in Eukaryota, Metazoa, Arthropoda, Insecta, Diptera, Drosophilidae. Bases 654 to 3071 code for a protein of 805 amino acids. The transcript is spliced from 8 exons. The record is from RefSeq and is a predicted model, not a curated record. Gene Ontology annotation, molecular function: GTPase activity; GTP binding.